Messenger RNA from Musa acuminata subsp. malaccensis (wild Malaysian banana), 3455 nucleotides. Its product is annotated as cation-chloride cotransporter 1. Gene Ontology annotation, cellular component: membrane. The record is from RefSeq and is a predicted model, not a curated record. NCBI's taxonomy places the organism in Eukaryota, Viridiplantae, Streptophyta, Magnoliopsida, Zingiberales, Musaceae. Gene Ontology annotation, biological process: potassium ion import across plasma membrane; cell volume homeostasis; chloride transmembrane transport. Gene Ontology annotation, molecular function: potassium:chloride symporter activity.
CGGUCCAGACCGGUCAGGUCAGGUUCUCGAGGGAACCGCGUCGGAGUUUCUUUAGGAUACUGCUCUAAGACGCGCAUCCGCACACGGGUCUCCGUAAGUCCAAUUCCUCUCUCCUCUUCCGGCUCCCGUUCCCGAGUUCCGCCCCCACCGACUCAGCGAGGGCUCGGGUCCUUUCCCGCCGGUACUCCGCCCGAUCCUCGCCACGAGGCCGCCGACAAAGAGAGCGGCGGCACUGGGGUUCCCGGGAUCUGAAUAACGGGGAAGAAGCGGAAGGCGUGCUCGCUAGUGGCGGCGGAGAUCCGACGAGGAAUUCCGAGGCAGAAGGAGGGGCUUCGGCGAUCUUCUGGUGGUUUCAAUAGAUUUGAUAAACUAUCAAUAAAUUAGUUGACCAUGGACAAUGGUGAAAUCGAGAGUGCAGAUGAGGAAAUGCCUUCACAUGGUGGACGGCAGUACAGGCCGGUGGUUUCCCAUGAACAAUCCAUUGUCCAAAUGACUUCCAUGGAGUCUGGACCUCCUACUGAGAUGCCAAAACAGAAAAUUAGGAUUCCGUCACAAUCAGAGAAUGUUCCCAAUCCAAUGGAGGGACCUUCUAAUGGCCAUGAUGAAUUGAAUAACUCUCAGAGGGAAUCAAAAUUGGAAUUAUUUGGUUUUGAUUCUCUUGUUAACAAAUUGGGACUCAAAAGUAUGACAGGAGAACAGAUCCCAACACCCUCAAGUCCAAGGGAUGGUGAGGACAUUUCCAUUACUAUUGGGAGCCCAAAGGUUGCUGGCCUUAAGUUGGGAACCAUGAUGGGUGUUUUUGUACCUUGUUUGCAGAACAUCCUGGGAAUCAUAUACUAUAUCCGUUUUUCCUGGAUUGUGGGUAUGGCUGGCAUUGGUGAGUCUCUUUUAUUGGUUGCAUUCUGCGGGUCUUGCACCUUUCUAACAGGAAUAUCUUUAAGUGCAAUCGCAACAAAUGGGGCAAUGAAGGGUGGAGGGCCAUAUUAUCUCAUUGGUCGUGCUCUGGGUCCAGAAGUUGGAGUUAGUAUCGGGUUAUGCUUCUUCCUUGGUAAUGCAGUUGCUGGUGCUAUGUAUGUCUUGGGAGCUGUUGAAACCUUCUUAGAUGCUGUGCCAAGUGCUGGCUUCUUCACAGAUUCUGUAAUACUUGUCACCAAUAGCACAGCAACUAAUGGUACAAUAUCUGAAGUAACAACAAUUGUAUAUACUCCAAGCUUGCAUGACUUGCAAGUCUAUGGAGUUAUUGUGACUAUUCUUCUCUGCUUUAUCGUAUUUGGCGGUGUCAAGAUUAUAAACAGGGUAGCUCCAGCUUUCUUAAUACCUGUCCUGUUUUCACUUUUCUGCAUAUUCAUUGGGGUAUUUUCAGCUCCAAGGAGUAAUGCUUCAAGUGGCAUAACGGGGUUGAGAUCCCAAACAUUCAAAGAUAAUUGGAGUUCUGCUUAUCAGCGUACUACAAAUGCUGGAAUACCUGAUGCAGAAGGACCUAUAUAUUGGAAUUUUAAUGCACUGGUGGGUCUAUUCUUUCCAGCUGUAACAGGAAUCAUGGCUGGUUCAAACCGAUCUGCAUCAUUAAAGGAUACACAACGUUCUAUACCUCUUGGAACACUAGCUGCAACACUUACCACCUCUUUUUUGUAUUUGAUAUCAGUAUUACUAUUUGGAGCUUUGGCCACCAGAGAAGAGUUACUGACAAACCGGCUUCUGACUGCUGAGGUUGCUUGGCCUCUUCCAGCAAUUAUAUAUCUUGGAAUUGUUCUCUCCACUUUAGGUGCAGCAUUACAGACUUUGACAGGUGCACCACGCUUGCUUGCAGCCAUAGCAAAUGAUGACAUUCUCCCUGUUCUUAAUUAUUUCAAGGUCACAGAAGGCGGGGAACCUCAUUUGGCAACUCUCUUUACUGCCUUUAUUUGUAUUGUCUGUGUCGUGAUUGGGAACCUCGAUCUAAUCACACCCACUAUAACUAUGUUCUUCCUCCUAUGUUAUGCGGGAGUUAAUUUAUCUUGCUUCCUUCUUGAUCUUCUCGAUGCUCCUAGCUGGCGCCCUAGAUGGAAUUUUCACCAUUGGAUGCUCUCGCUUCUUGGUGCAUUAAUUUGCAUUGUGAUCAUGUUCCUCAUCUCCUGGUCCUUCACUGUGGUGUCUCUGGCCCUUGCUAGCCUCAUAUACUACUAUGUGAGCAUAAAAGGGAAGGCUGGAGAUUGGGGAGAUGGUUUCAAGAGUGCCUAUUUUCAGCUAGCUCUCCGCAGUCUUCGGUCAUUAGGAGCAAAUCAGGUUCACCCUAAAAAUUGGUACCCUAUUCCUCUCGUCUUCUGCCGACCAUGGGGAAAGCUGCCAGAAAAUGUUCCUUGUCAUCCAAAGCUUGCAGAUUUUGCCAAUUGCAUGAAAAAGAAAGGACGUGGGAUGUCGAUCUUUGUAUCAAUUAUCGAUGGCGACUAUCAUGAAUUGGCUGAGGAUGCCAAGACAGCUUGCCGUCAGUUGAGCACUUACAUAGACUACAAACGCUGUGAAGGGGUAGCUGAGAUAGUAGUUGCUCCCACGAUGUCUGAUGGCUUCCGUGGCAUUGUACAGACCAUGGGACUAGGCAACCUUAAGCCCAAUAUUGUAGUCAUGCGAUACCCUGAGAUUUGGCGGCGUGAAAACCUCACCCAGAUUCCAUCUACCUUUGUCAGCAUUAUUAAUGAUUGCAUUAUCGCAAACAAGGCUGUUGUGAUCGUCAAGGGCCUUGAUGAAUGGCCCGGUGAAUAUCAGAGACAAUUCGGGACAAUUGACCUCUAUUGGAUUGUGAGGGAUGGGGGCCUUAUGCUUCUCCUAUCUCAGCUCCUUUUAACAAAAGAGAGUUUCGAAAGCUGCAAGAUUCAGGUCUUUUGCAUUGCUGAAGAGGACACAGAGGCUGAAGAGCUGAAGGCUGAUGUCAAGAAGUUCCUCUAUGACCUGCGCAUGCAAGCUGAGGUGAUUGUUAUAACGAUGAAGUCGUGGGAGUCACACAUUGACACUGGGGUUCAACAACAGGAUGAUUCGGUGGAGGCAUUCACCGGUGCACAACGCCGAAUUGCUUCUUACCUUGCUGACAUGAAGGAGACGGCCAGAAAAGAAGGGAUGCCCCUGAUGGCCGACGGAAAGCAGGUGGUGGUCAACGAGCAACAGGUCGAUAAGUUCCUUUACACCACCCUGAAGUUGAACUCAACUAUACUCAGAUACUCGAGGAUGGCAGCGGUUGUUCUCGUCAGCCUCCCACCACCACCUCUGAACCACCCUGCCUACUUCUACAUGGAGUACAUGGAUCUGUUGGUUGAGAACGUGCCGAGGAUGUUGAUAGUUAGGGGAUACAGGAGGGAUGUCUUGACCCUGUUCACAUAAUUGAACCCAUCUCUACUGGUGACGCGACUUUGUUGUAAUUGACUUUUUUGGCUCUGGUUGGCUUUUGUUUAAUUAUCACACCCCAUAGACAUUCAGUUCAUUCA